AUGAUUUCUUUAGUAGCGAAAAUUUUGAACUUAUUCGCUUUAUUAAUUCAAAAAAGUUUACUCUUGGCGUCAUUUGUGGGGAAGUUAAUAGUUGCAAGUGUAGCGGGAGUCUCAAAUGCAGUUUAUAGUAUCUUUGAAUAUGUAAUAUUAUUUUUGGAAAUUGUUUAUGAAGACAAUAUACGAAUAUUUACUGAAGAGAUACCCCACUUCGUCAAUGAUAUUUUGGUAAUAAUUACCAAUCAUUUACAAUCUCUGUAUAAAGGAAUAUUAUUACUUUAUUCAGACUCGACUCUUGGUCUUGGGAUUGUAAUCAGUUCAUUCAAAACUGUGAUAAAUGCUGCAGUGCAUGUACUUUGUAAUGUGAUCAUUUUAAUAAAAGGUGCUUUCGUCUUAUCCGGGAAUACCAUAUGGUUAAUUCUAACCUUUUUACCUAUUCACUUGCCUGAAAUUCUACAAGCAAGUGCCAAAUUUGUUGGAAAUAUUAUUUUCGAUAUUGUGGUGGAUGCAUAUUUAGCUUUGCUGAAAUUCACAAAUUUUUUAACAGACGUGCCUUUGCAAUCAUUAGUAGGAAUUGCAGCAGCUAUAAUACUUGGGCGUCUCUGCAUACAUUUUAGAGUUACUAUAGUGACUUGGCUAACAGAAACAUAUUGGCUAUCUGUGAGAAAAAUAUUAUAUUUGUAUUAUGCAGUGUAUAAUUACAUAAUGGAUUCUGAGGUAAGAGUGAUUACACAUAUGGCAAAUGGACAAGAUAUUUCAGAACAGGAAGUGAAUUUAAUUGCAAAUGAGGUUGAUGAUGGCUCUAACGCUGACACUCUCUGUAUAAUAUGCCAAGAACGGCAAAAGUGUGUUUUGACGUUACCUUGUCGUCAUGUGUGUUUGUGUGCAGAAUGUUGUAGACGCUUAUAUAGAUAUCAAAGAACAUGUCCCAUUUGCAGAACAUUUAUUUAUCAUUCUGUUACUGUUUACUUGUGA
Molecule: messenger RNA, 972 nt
Organism: Diatraea saccharalis (sugarcane borer)
Lineage: Eukaryota; Metazoa; Arthropoda; Insecta; Lepidoptera; Crambidae
Source: the annotation of a GenBank genome assembly